Messenger RNA from Rhea pennata, 1155 nucleotides. RefSeq names its product haptoglobin-like. Lineage: Eukaryota; Metazoa; Chordata; Aves; Rheiformes; Rheidae. The transcript is spliced from 5 exons. The record is from RefSeq and is a predicted model, not a curated record. Gene Ontology annotation, cellular component: blood microparticle. Gene Ontology annotation, biological process: zymogen activation. Gene Ontology annotation, molecular function: serine-type endopeptidase activity. The coding region runs from base 25 to 1140 and encodes 371 amino acids.
GGGCACACAGGGCUGCUCCGAGGCAUGGGAGGCAGCAAUAAAAGGGGCAAGGAGGGAGCCCUGACCGCUUGUCCGCAGGAGGAGGCUGCAGUGAAGAGAGGAAGCAACAGCAUGGGGACAUCAAUGCUGCUGAUCGCUGGCCUGGCCUGGGCUGUGCUGGACCCUGCAGCUGCCACCUCGCCAGGCUGUGCAAAGCCUGUGGAGAUUGAGCACGGCCACGUGGAGCACUUCAUCAGGUACCGCUGCGACCCCUUCUACCACCUGCGCAGCUCUGGCGAUGGCACGUACAAGUGUCAGGAGAAUGACACAUGGGUGAACCCUGAGGCUGAGAAGGAGCUGCCCGUCUGUGAGCCAGUGUGCGGGAAGCCGGUGCACCCGGCCACGCAGAUGCAGCGCAUCAUUGGAGGCCUGCUGGCUGGCAAGGGCAGCUUCCCGUGGCAGGGCCGGCUGGUGACACGCCACAACCUGACGGCGGGGGCCACACUCAUCAGUGACCAGUGGCUGCUGACGACGGGCAAGAACGUGUACAUGAACCACAGCGAGGACGCGAAGCCGGCUGAGAUCGCGCCAACCCUGCAGCUCUUCCUGGGCAGCAAGGGGCAGCCUGCCCGGCGCGUGGAGCGCAUCGUGCUGCACCCCGACUACCCCGCAGCUGUGGACCUGGCCCUGCUCAAGCUGCAGGAGAAGGUGCCGCUGGGGGAGGAGGUGAUGCCCAUCUGCCUGGCGCGUAAGGACUAUGUGCAGCUGGGGCGGGUGGGCUACGUCGCAGGCUGGGGCCGUGGGGCCACCUUUGCCUUCUCAGAGCUGCUCAAGUAUGUGAUGCUGCCGGUAGCGGAUGGUGAGAAGUGCCAGGCAUACUAUGCGGCCCGUGGGCCUCACGGCGUGCUGCCCCUCAUCAACAAGCACACCUUCUGCGUGGGCAUGAGCGAGCUGCAGGAGGAUACGUGCUAUGGGGACGCUGGCGGCGCGUUCGCCGUGCGGGACCCCGAGGACGACACCUGGUACGCUGCCGGGAUCCUCAGCCAUGACAGGACCUGCUCAACCUCCAAGUACGGUGUCUACGUCCGCCUGGAACAUGUCCGCGACUGGGUGCUGCAGACCCUGGCGGGCGAUGGGGCCGGGGCCGACGGCCGGCAAUAAACUGCCCUGCCGUGA